Paramecium pentaurelia is the source of this 844-nucleotide messenger RNA. NCBI's taxonomy places the organism in Eukaryota, Ciliophora, Oligohymenophorea, Peniculida, Parameciidae. The record is from the annotation of a GenBank genome assembly.
UAUGAGAAGAUACUUUGUAGGUGGUAAUUGGAAAUGCAAUAACACAAUUGCUCAAACUUAAAGUUUGAUCAAUACUGUUAUUAAUAGACUUGUGUUUGAUGUAGCAAAAGUUGGUAAUAUGGCAAUUUAUACUUUUUAGAGGUUGCUGUAGCUCCAAUCUUCUUACAUGUUCCAUGGGUUCAAGCUAACAUUUAAAAGAAUGUUUAAGUGGCUGUCUAAAACACAUCCUUGACUAAAAUGGGUGCCUAUACUGGAGAAAUCAGUGUUGAGUAAGUCAAAGAUUUUGGAAUUCCUUGGGUUAUAUUGGGACAUUCUGAAAGAAGAUAAUACUAUGGAGAAACCAAUGAAAUUGUUGGAAAAAAGACUAGAUUGGCUUUGGAUCAUCAACUAAAAGUUAUGGCAUGUGUUGGUGAAAAAUUAGCUGAUAGAGAAUCUGGUUAAACAACUUAAGUGAUCUAAGCAUAAUUAGAUUCAAUCAAAAGUAAUUUUCAUAUAUCAUAUUAUCUUUAGAGGAAUUGACAACUGAAUAAUGGGCUAAUGUUGUUGUUGCAUAUGAGCCAGUUUGGGCUAUUGGAACAGGAAGAACAGCUUCUCCAGAAUAAGCUUAAGAUGUUCAUGCUUUCAUUAGAGGUUGGCUUAAAUCUUAAAUUGGAGCAUAAGUAAGUGUGAUUAGCAUAAUUUUAGGCUGAAUAAUAGACAAGAAUUAUUUAUGGAGGAUCAGUCACAGAAAAGAAUGCACUUGAUCUCAUUAAAUAGAAAGAUCUUGAUGGAUUUUUAGUUGGAGGUGCUGCCUUAAAGUCAGCCUUCACUGACAUUGUUGCUGCAGCUCACAGUAGUAGAUGAA